Molecule: messenger RNA, 387 nt
Organism: Argentina anserina (silverweed cinquefoil)
Lineage: Eukaryota; Viridiplantae; Streptophyta; Magnoliopsida; Rosales; Rosaceae
Exons: 3
Coding region: 1-387 (128 amino acids)
Source: RefSeq, a predicted model, not a curated record
AUGAAAAAGAAGUCAGCUUUGAACCUCACUGCAAAGCUUUCCAAAUCUCUUCCAUUCAAGAGAAUAUCUGAUCACAUCAAAGGGUUUGUCACUUCGGCCACAAGACCUUUGCAAUCAAGGAAGGAGGAUGAUGCAGCUGACAAGACAAAAGAAGCAGCAGAUGCAGUUAAAGAUGGAGCUAAAGAAGUGAGACAGACCUGUGAAUUCAUGAGGGAUACUGUAGAAACCACUGCGAAAACCGUGGGCAAAGCGACAAAGGAGGCGACCGAGAAGGUAACAGAAACAGCAGAAAACAUCACAGAUAAAACAAAAGGUACUGUCUCAAGUGCAUGGGGGGUGGCUAAGAAUACUACAGAGUUUAUCAAAGACAAAGUAAUCGACAAGUGA